AUCAGUGGACGUAAUAAUAAAGCACACGGUCAUUGAGUGUACAAUCGACUUUCAACAUUUGUCACUGUUUGCAACUAUGCGAUUGAGCUAUUCAUGCAGUUUAUCCACCAUUCGCCUUGUUUUUUGAAUUUUGGCAAAACAAUUCUCCACGAUAAAUUCACUCCUAGAAAUUUAAAAUAUUUGCCAAGAUUUAUUGAUAAUUUUCCCCCAACGUGAUGUUCCAUAUAAAUCCUAGAAGUUUUUCAAUAUCUCGAGAAAUAGGAAACAAGAGAAUUUUGAUUUCUAUGGUGGUGGUUACAGCAGCUGCCAUUUGUGUUCAACUAUUUUCGGUGCCAAGUGAGGAUGAGGCAGAGCACGAGAUUCAGGAUAUCUGUGAAUCGGCUCCUUUCACGAAGGGCAUCACGGAAUGCAUUUAUAACCAAAAUCGUCAAGAUAAUCUGUGCCCUCUGAAGGUCCUUGGCUGGAUUUUACCAAAUGAAAAAUUGGACAAAGAUAAAGUGAUGAAUGACGUCAAUCAGCUUCUAAAAAAUCCUGAGUACGCGGAGUUAAUAAGGAAGCUAUUUUCUACAUGUGUUGAUAAAGCAAAUGCAAAAGGUACAUCAGAAUCUGCUGUUGCUGAUUUGUUCGUGAAUUGUUGGGUCGAAGCAGGUGGCAGUAAAUUAUCAAAACAAGCUUUUUGCCAUAAAUGAGACAUAGGAUUCACCAGGCAUUACUGUCCAAUCGAUCGAUUCAAUGGAAUCAAAGUUAUACUGCGCAAAAUAUUUAUAUUUAUAAAAAUAUUUGUUUCUUCCUCAUGAAUAAUAAAACUCAUUUCCAAACAGUG
This is a messenger RNA of Diachasmimorpha longicaudata, 823 nucleotides long. RefSeq lists its product as uncharacterized. Bases 216 to 689 code for a protein of 157 amino acids. The transcript is spliced from 4 exons. Lineage: Eukaryota; Metazoa; Arthropoda; Insecta; Hymenoptera; Braconidae. The record is from RefSeq and is a predicted model, not a curated record. Gene Ontology annotation, molecular function: odorant binding.